Amaranthus tricolor (Joseph's coat) is the source of this 1727-nucleotide messenger RNA. RefSeq lists its product as uncharacterized. The transcript has 10 exons. Bases 357 to 1361 code for a protein of 334 amino acids. The record is from RefSeq and is a predicted model, not a curated record. NCBI's taxonomy places the organism in Eukaryota, Viridiplantae, Streptophyta, Magnoliopsida, Caryophyllales, Amaranthaceae.
UAUGAAACGGUUUUAACGUGAGAUAUGCUUUAUAUUUGGGUUAAAUAGCCUAAUAAUAAAACUUUUAGCUUAUGAAUUCUUAUUUUGAAGUUGUUUCACCGUAAGACGAUCUCAUAUAAGACGAGCUAAAAUAAAAAUAUUAUUUUGAAAAUUUUUGAGUUUGUGUGAGUUCAUUAGUAGCAGCCUCGACGGUCUCUCGUGGGCUCAAACGUCACAUCCCUUUCUCUCUCUUCUCUCUCUAUCUACAUUCUGCUUCCUUUGUUUCCUCCUUCAUCGUCACAUUCCACUAACAAAUUCAACAAUUUCCUCUUAUCUUAGCGUUAUCUAUCUUCUUCCUCAAUCUUAGGGUUCCGUUGAUGUCGAAUACUGGAAUGGAUUCGCCGGAUUUUCAUCUUUCUGAUGAGAUUUUAGCAGUUAUACCUACUGAUCCUUACGACCAGCUUGAUUUAGCUCGGAAGAUUACUUCCAUGGCGAUUGCUUCUCGUGUUUCUAAACUCGAGUCUGAAACUAAUCGUCUUAAGCAGCAAGUUCAUGAACAGGAUCGAGUUAUUGUUGAGCUUGAGGAAAAAGCUUCCAGGCUUCAACAAGCUUUUCAAGAUGCUGAUUCUCGCUUGAAACUUGUUCUUGAUGAAAAUAUGAAAUUAUCACAGGAGAAAGAUUCGUUGUCUGCUACUGUCAACAAAUUGAGCCGUGAUUUAGGAAAGCUAGAGACAUUCAAGAGACAACUUAUGCGAUCACUUAGUGAAGAUAAUUCUGCUGAAACAGUUGAUAUUGGAACAUGUGAUCAAUCUGUUCCUAGAGCUUAUUCAGACAAAGAUGACAGCUACACAAGGUACCAUUCUUAUAAUGGUUCUAGUGAAGCAAGAUACUCAAGUGAUGAAACCAUGAAGAAAACUGGUCAAAGAUUUUCAUUAACUCCUUACCAGAUUACUCCUCGGCUAACUCCUACUGGAACUCCAAAAGUUAUAUCCACUACUGGUUCUCCCAAAUCAUAUUCUGCUGUUGGAUCUCCCCAAAAGAACUCUGGGGCCACAACUCCAACUACAUUCCAGUAUGAUGGGCGGUCUUCUCUGCCUGCAUGGUAUCCUUCAAGUCAGCAGUCCUCAGCAGCCAACUCACCACCUCGGGCCCGUCCUUUGCCAAGUCGAACUCCGCGAAUUGAUGGAAAGGAGUUUUUCCGCCAGGCUAGGAGCCGAUUGUCAUAUGAGCAAUUUAGCGCUUUUCUGGCCAACAUCAAGCAGUUAAAUGAUCACAAGCAAUCGCGAGAGGAAACCUUGAGGAAAGCAGAAGAGAUACUUGGUAAUGAAAACAAAGAUCUUUAUCUCUCAUUUCAAGGGCUGCUUAAUCGCAAUGUUAAUUAGUCCCUGCAAGUUUGAAGUUUUAAGCCAUUGUGAUGAUAGUUCAAACUUUUCUACAGCUGCUUGCUGAGAGUCGUCUGCUCUAUGACAACAGCGCAAAAUUGAGGAGGUUGUCUACUAUUAGGGAGGUUGCUUGUUGUCAACUUGAAUGUGCUAUUUUUUUUAAUACCAGCUGUGAUGUAAAUAAAUUUGGAUGUUAUCUGGAGAACAACUAGAUCUAGAUCCACCAGCAAUCUGAUUCUGGAAUUUCCUCGAAGCAGAAUUUUGCUUGCCAUUUUCCGUGGCCCAUAAAUUAAUCCUGCAUUAGUUGAAACUGGUUUGUUAGUCAUUUUAAUUUUUUUAUUAAAAAAGUUAUAAUUUAUAAACAAA